GCUAAAUCAUGAGACACACUCCGAGGAGGAGUGUCCACUUUGUUCAUUAUAUAUUGUUGUUAUUGUUAGUUAAUGUUUGUGAAUCAAAGUUAUCCUCUUCCCACUGUAAAGCAUGGCUAGUGCAAUCCAUCCCCACCAAUAUGCCCCACCUAUCUCAUGUUCCUGGUGUCCUCUCUACAGGGGAUGUGCUUCAGUGGAUGGCAGCAAACUCCACCAAGAGACUCCAUAUAAUUGCUCAGUACUGGCAGCUGCUAGCUUCCCCCAAUGAUCCUCGCUCUGGAGAUUAUGGUUACUCUCAAAAUCAGAUGCACGAAUUUGGUGCCAAUCAAGGUGCUGCAGUUUAUCAAGCAUUAGAUGAUGCUGCUGACCGUGAUGUUAGUAUCAGGUUAUUGUCCCACUCUGGAGUGUAUCCAACAUUUACCUUGGAGCCAUCCAAACUUGCUUAUGGAAGGCCAAAUGUUGAGAAUGUAACCUUGCUACUAAAAGAUUGGUGGGGCUCGGGCAUUGUCCAUGCCAAAGUUUGGAUAUCAGAUAGUAAGGAUGUAUAUAUUGGAUCUGCAAACAAUGACUGGAAAUCCCUCACGCAAGUCAAGGAACUUGGAAUAUAUUUUUCUGGUUGUCCUGAAAUAGCUAAAAAGGUUGAGGUAUACUUCAACAAUUUAUGGACACUGGCAUCUCUUAAUUCUUCAGCAUAUACAAAAAUAGUGUUAGAUCAACAGUGGCAAGUUGAAAGAAAGGUUCCUUGCUGGUCACAUUUCGUUGCUCCUAGAGAGAGGUGCAUGUCACCUCUUCCUCAAUAUUUGGAGACUCCUCAUGUUGCAGGAUAUCCUAUUCAGUCUGACCCUUAUAUGUUUGAAGCUUCAAUUCAAACUCCAGGGAAUAACUAUUCAACAAAUCUCUCCCAAGUCAGCUAUCUCUCCUUUACACCCCCAGAGCUAUCAUUUGACAACUAUCAAGCUGAUGAACAGGCGUGGAUAGACACAAUUAAAUCUGUUGGAAUGAGGGAGACCGUUAGAAUCAGUACCAUGGACUGGCUGGGUCAGUCACAAUUUAUGGACCAAACAAUUUACUGGUCAUCCCUAUCCUCUGCAAUAUCACAGAUUGUGUUUUCCAAGCAUGCAACAGUGAAGUUAUUGGUGGCAUAUUGGGCACACUCCAUCAAUAACACAGAUGAGUACCUGAAGUCUCUCCUCUACACCAACAAUCUAUGCACUUCCUCAACAUACAACAAAUGUUCUGGGAAAGUUGAGAUAAAAUAUUACGUGGUUCCAGGUUUCAACAUGACAGGCCCUGCGAUUCAGAGUGGAACUAGAACAGGAAAUAUAUACCCGGAUUUUACAAGAGUCAAUCAUGGAAAAUAUGCACUUAGUGAUGUAAGGGCCCACAUUGGGACCAGCAAUCUUGUGUGGGACUACUUCUACACAACAGCAGGUGUCAGCUUUGGGACAUACAACACUGCCGUUCUCUCUCAACUAACACAAAUUUUUGAUGCGGAUUGGAACUCAACCUAUGCUGUUCCAUUUGAAGAGCUGGAGAGAGGUCAUACACAAAGUUCAGUCUAA
Messenger RNA from Abrus precatorius (Indian licorice), 1562 nucleotides. Its product is annotated as phospholipase D Z-like. The record is from RefSeq and is a predicted model, not a curated record. The transcript is spliced from 7 exons. NCBI's taxonomy places the organism in Eukaryota, Viridiplantae, Streptophyta, Magnoliopsida, Fabales, Fabaceae. Gene Ontology annotation, molecular function: catalytic activity. Bases 9 to 1562 code for a protein of 517 amino acids.